GGGGCGUAGAGCCGCUAGCUGUCCGUCCCGGGCAUGGAGAGGGGUCGCGCGAAAAGGGAGAAGGGGGUCAGAAAGUGCCGCGGUUCGGGGGAGGUGAGGACCGAGCAGGCGCUGACCGACAAGGUUCGAGCCACGUUUUGCGCUGCCCCGCGAUGUGCCCUGAUGGCCUUGUGUGGCCGAAACUCCCGAGUCCUGCCGGCGCUGUGGGCACUACUGGCGGUGCUAUUGGUACCGUGGAGGCUGUGGGCGAUCGAGGAUAUCGAGGAGUGCACCUGGCAGGUUGUCCUGAACAAGUUUGAGACGGUAGGCAAGAACGGCAUGAGCGACCGCUUCUUCAGUCAAGAGCCCCUGGAGACAGUGGACAAUGUGUUCAGACCGCUGGUGGAUGCACCCACCGACCAGGAUGAGAAAUACCUGAGCUUCCCAUACUACCUGAAAAUCAACUACUCCUGCAAUGGAGAGUCCUCCGAGGCCCAGGUCCGCAAGGGCCACCUGACGGGGCUGAAGCCCGUGGUGCUGGUGACCUUCCAGUCCCCAGUCAACUUCCAUCGCUGGAAGAUAGAGCAGCUGCAGAUCCAGAUGGAGGCAGCCCCCUUCCGCAGCAAAGAGGAGUGCAUCGCAGAGGAGGUGUGUGUCAUGAGCUGGUACACGCCCAUGCCCAUCAAGAACGGCAGCGUGGUCAUGCGUGUGGAUGUCAGCAGCAAUGGCCUGGGGCCCUUCAUUCACGAUAAAAGGUUUCAGGUAAACAUCAACGGCUUCUUGCAGAGACAGCAGGACGACACAUUGCAGUUCACUGUGGGAAAUGAGAUCUUCAAUCUGAUACCCCGAUACUUCGUGAAUGUGCCAUCGAGGCCCCUGUGGCACACUGUGGACCAGGCACCUGUGCUCAUCCUGGGCGGCAUUUCCGAUGAGAAGUUUAUCCUGCUUACUGACACCAGCUUCAGGGACUUCUUUCUCGUGGAGUUGAACAUUGACAGUUGCUGGGUCGGCUCCUUCUACUGCCCUCAGGCCAGUUUUACUGCCACCAUCUAUGAUGCCAUUGCUACGGAGAGCACUCUCUUCAUUCGGCAGAACCAGCUUGUCUACUAUUUUACAGGCACCUAUAUUACCCUCCACGAGAGCAACCACGGCAGUGGGAGCUGGGUUCGUGUCCUGGCCAACGAGUGCAUCAAGAGGCUGUGCCCUGUACAUUUCCAUAGCAAUGGCUCAGAGUACAUCAUGGCCCUCACCACUGGCAAGCGGGAAGGCUAUGUUCACUUUGGGACCAUCACAGAUGGCCAUGUGUCCUUCCAGUUGCUGCCCAAGCAGCGGUCUGUGUGCGAAGGGAUAGAAGUUGUCAACUGCUCCAUAACCUGGGCCGUAUUCAUUGCUGAUGACUACAAUCUACUGAUGCUGGUGGAGAUCGAAGCCCCCACCACCAGGAACUAUUUCCAGGUGGUCAGCUACGACUUGGUCCGUGAUAACCUGGUCAUCCUCUACACCAUCCCGGAAUUCAUCCCUGAUGCUCGUGGCCUGGAGUUUCUGAUGAUCCUAGGAACAGAGUCUUAUACCAGCUUCCCAAUGGUACCCAAGGGCAUGUUCUACAACCCGUAUAAAAACCUGCUGCUCAUCUGGGGCAACUUCCUCCUGCAGAGCUACAACUAUGAAAAUUUCAUCUACCUGGCGGAUUUCCCCAAGGAGGAGUCCAUUAAGUACCUGGUCAACUCAUUCCAUGGGGACAUGGCUAUUGUCACAGAGACUGAAGAGAUCUGGUACCUCCUGGAGGGCAGCUACCGGAUGUACAAGCUCUUCCCAUCCAAAGGCUGGGGGAUGUACAUCAACCUACAGAUGAUGCACCAGUCCUCUCUGUACACCUCCAAUGAAACCAUGGUCACCCUCUUCUACGAAGACAGCAAACUAUACCAGCUGGUGUACCUUAUGAACAACCAGAAGGGCCGGCUUGUCAAGAGGCUUAUGCCGGUGGAGGAGCUCCUGAUGUACCACCAGCUCAGCGAUCACUACCUCUUGCAUCAGCGGGGGAACCAACUGACGCUCCCGUUCACCAACUUCUGCCCCUUCACGGUGAUACGCCUGCGGGACCUGCCCAACCCGCAGGUCUACACCCGCCAGGAGCGCUACCAGGCGCACCCGCCGCGCAUGCUGGAGCCCUCGGGCUUCCACGACGAGAACUCGCUCGCCGUCUACCAGGGCCUCAUCUACCAUCUGCUUUGUCUGCACUCCAAGUACCUCAAGCCUUACGCGGACCCGGUGCACGACUCCACCUGGCGCUGGUGGAAGAACAAGAAACUGAACCGGGAUUACUACUUCUAUCUGGCCAGCAACUUGCAGAGCGCGAGCAACGUGUACAUUGACAUGACCAGCUACGAGAAGAUCUACGACCUCAAGGCCAAGCACGAGCUGCCCGAGCGCAUCUUCCUGGACAAGGGCACCAGCUACAGCUUCUCCGUCUUCCUGACCGUCCGGGGCCACUCGAUCAACUUACAGGAGCGCGUGCUCGCCGCUGUAGACCUGGGCAGCAAAGUGGAUCUGGGAGUGGUGCUGGCCGACCCGGGCUGCCUGGAGGCGGUGGUGAAGGAGGAGGUGCUCACUAAUCGCAACUCGGUGCUUUUCUGGGUUACGCUCAGUGAUAAAAGGUCUUGCUUUGAUCAGGGCAUUAGUGGACAUCACCUCUUGAAGACCUCCAUGUUGGUGAAGGUGGUAGGCACGGUGGGCCGCUGCUUCCAGAACACACACCAGGGACCGCGCAUGCAAGGCAACUUCAUGGUGCCAGUGCUCAUCGGCUGCCCCCCAGGCAAGCGCCUGGCAUUUGACAUCACCUACACGCUAGAGUACAACCGCCUGCAGAACAAGCACUACUUUGACUGUGUGAAUGUUGACCCCGAGAUGCCCUGCUUCCUCUUCCGUGACAUCUUCUACCCUUUCUUCUUGAUCCAAGAUCUGGUGACAGGAGAUUCGGGCAGUUUUCAGGGCAGCUACGUGCUCAAGGUGAUAGGCGGCGGGCCCACGAUGGACACCAUCAGGGAAUACAGCGAGGAGGAGAUUUACCGCUUCAACAGCCCAUUGGACAAGACUCAGAGCCUCAUCUGGACCACAAAGAACACAACGACCACCAAGGACCCAGCCUUCAACAUCAUGACCCACCAGAGUUUGGGCAUCGAGUGGCUGUGUCUGAGGAACUCCCCAUGCCAUGACACCAUUCCCCAUACCAUCUUCGCCCCCGAAUUCUUCUUCAAGGUGUUGGUAAGCAACAGAGGUGUGGACAAGAGCACAUACUGUGACUACCAGCUCACCUUCCUGCUGCAUAUCCAUGGGCUCCCACUCAGUGCCAAGCGGGCACUCUUGAUCCUCAUGGUGUCAUCCAGCGUGUUUAUUGGCCUGGUGAUCCUCUAUAUCGUCUUCUGCCUCCUGCUGCCUGUUGUGGUGAAGGCCUGCAACACGCUCCGCUGGAAGAUAAACAACAUCAUCACAUCGGAGUCCUACUACACCUACACUUCCCCUUCUAGAAUCGUUAGUGGGACAUCUGAGACCAAAUCCAAGGUCAGCUCCAGCGUCAGUUCCAAAGUGGUGGAGGAGAAAGAGGAGGCCCCUGUGGAAACCUCAAAGAAGCAUUCUAUUACCUGAACCUCUUGCCUGCCCACCCCCAACCAGUGCUCUCCCCUUACUUCCUGCACCAUCUUGGAAAUGCAACUAUCCUCCGUCCCAGGCAUUUUUUUUUUUUUUUUGGUUUUGCUUCAAUUUUCACUUCUCCUUUACGCUUAAAUCCUCAUUUCAGGACCAGCUAUGGGCCCCUGUAAGGGCUCAUGUUCAGUUAGUUUGUACCACACAGCCAUAUGGGUCAUUAAAAUCAAAAUCCUUCUGUGCCAGUUGGUAAA
This is a messenger RNA of Canis lupus familiaris (dog), 3872 nucleotides long. It is a transcript of the gene CATSPERG, whose product is annotated as cation channel sperm associated auxiliary subunit gamma. Lineage: Eukaryota; Metazoa; Chordata; Mammalia; Carnivora; Canidae. Gene Ontology annotation, cellular component: sperm principal piece; motile cilium; CatSper complex. The coding region runs from base 34 to 3621 and encodes 1195 amino acids. The record is from RefSeq and is a predicted model, not a curated record. The transcript is spliced from 29 exons.